UGAUGUCGAUCAGCUGAGCACCAGUUUGGUUGAUAGGCUGGCCUGCCGUGUGCAGAGAACAUGUCAGUUCCACACGAUCCACCAGGACGUGCGCAUGUAUCGCCAGUAGCACCUCGUGACCAUUAUUAGAGGUUAGGGUCUUGUGCUUUCGUUCAUUGUUGGCAGUUCGUGCGAAGUAUGUGGUCUGGCUACAACAGCGACAUCGUAACUCGAGCGUGAUCAGUGCUAAACAUUUUGGAAACUGAAAUCACUGACGUUGUUAAAGGCUGUAUUCUGCUGUCACGAAGUAGACUAAAUCUUCUGAAAUCCUAAGGAUGCUACGUCUGGUGAGACUCAGUUUCGACUCGAUGGACCUGGCAGCCCUGCUGGUGCUGGUUGUACUCGUCUUUCUCAAGGAGUACCGCCCCUUAUGGAGUAAACUGAAAACUACAUCAUCACAGAAACUUCAGAGACGUCGCACAGUCCGAGAUAUACCUGGACCCUGCCCUGCCUUACCUAUACUGGGCACAAGAUGGAUAUAUUCUAUCUUCGGACGGUACAACCUGAACUUGGUGCACGAGGCCUACAGAGAUAUGUUUCGACGAUACGGGAGAAUUGUACGUGAGAGGGCGCUGUGGAAUUUCCCGGUGGUAAGUCUGUUAGAACGACGGGACAUCGAGAAAGUCCUCAAGCAUCAAAGUAAGUUCCCGCUGCGUCCACCGACAGAAGUCUUGGCGUGGUAUCGCCAGUCUCGGCCAGAUCGCUACACAACCCUCGGACUAGUCAACGAGCAAGGCGAAAAGUGGCACAUGUUGAGGUCUGUUCUCACCCCUGAGCUCACUAGCGCCAAGACCAUAUUGCGGUUUCUCCCAGAACUAAACCAAGUCAUUGAAGAUUUCAUAUCAGUUCUCAGAACGACACGUGAUAAGCGAGAUGUCGUAUCGGGAUUCGAGGAAUCUGUGAACAGGAUGGGUUUGGAGAGCACGUGCACCCUCAUCUUGGGGCGGCGCAUGGGCUUUCUCGAACGUGAAGUGGACGCCCUGGCAAACCGGCUGGCCGCCGCUGUUAAGGGCCAUUUCCGUGCCUCACGUGACACCUUCUACGGACUCCCAUUCUGGAAGGUGAUUCCCACUCGGUCCUACAAGUUGUUGGUGAAAAGCGAGGAGGAGAUAUAUGAUAUCGUGUCAGAUCUGGUGGAAUCGGCCUUGAAGGAAGAAAGAGACUCCUGUGCAAUGGACGCUGUUAACAGCAUCUUCAUGUCUGUUCUGAAAGCUCCAGGUCUCGAUAUACGGGAGAAGAAAGCUGCAAUAAUCGAUUUCAUCGCAUCCGGUAUGCAGACGCUUGGGAAUACGUUGGUGUUUGUGUUAUAUCUGAUCGCGAAGAAUCCCCGCGUCCAGGAACGCUUGUACGAAGAGAUUCUGCAGGUGGCUCCAGGACGCUGCCCAUUAACAGCUGAAACAAUCAGAAGAGCGAACUACUUGCAGGCCUGCGUGAUGGAAGCGUUCAGAGUCCUGCCUGUUGCCCCUUGCGUGGCGAGAAUAUUGGAGUCUGACAUGGAGUUGAGCGGGUACGUCGUGUCAGCAGGGACUGUGGUUCUGUGCCACACGUGGCUCGCGUGCCAGGAGGAGGCCAAUUUUACGGCGGCGCAAGAAUUUUUGCCGGAACGGUGGCUGCAAAAGGGGGAGAUGACACGCACAAGUCCGUUUCUCGUCGUCCCCUUCGGCUGUGGUCGCCGGAUUUGCCCCGGAAAACGCUUCGUGGAACAGGAGCUACACCUCGCAGUGGCCAAGAUUGUGCGAGAAUUUCAUGUGGACUUCGAAGGAGAACUUCAGAUUCAGUUUGAGUUUUUACUUUCUCCCAAAGCGCCAACGAACUUCAUCUUUCACGAUCGAAUGAACUGACUUUAAAUUAACGUCCAGAAUGACAUGACUGCACAUCUACCUCUCCAGUGGCUGUGACCUGUUUAAGGUCAGUGGAAGCUUAGCAUCACUUGACAAAGUUG
Zootermopsis nevadensis is the source of this 1981-nucleotide messenger RNA. RefSeq names its product cytochrome P450 family 24 subfamily A member shade (gene shd). Gene Ontology annotation, molecular function: heme binding; monooxygenase activity; iron ion binding. The record is from RefSeq and is a predicted model, not a curated record. Lineage: Eukaryota; Metazoa; Arthropoda; Insecta; Blattodea; Termopsidae.